GGAGGGGGGGGAGUGGCGAAGUGCUGUGUGUGGUGUCACUCUGACUGCGGAGCGCGUUCCCGUGGGCUGUCACUGUGGGCUGUCAGCGGGGCCGACGGAAGCUGGAAGGAGCUGCGAUCCGAGCUGCGGUCCGGGGUGCGACCCGGGUCCGUCCGUCGCGCGCAGGCCGCCCCGCUCGGCGCAUUUAAAGGGCUCGAGCCUCGGAAGCGGAGUCAAGAUGGCAGCGGAGCGGCGCGCGAGCCCGUCUCUUGAUCUCACUCCGAGUUCGGCGUUUUAAAGGGAUCCGACACGAGCGGAUUACCGUCGCAUGUGUGAUCUUUCGGGGUUUUUUCGGGAUUUUGCACACUUUUGUGCUGCGUGGCGUUAACGCGCCUUUUCGUGGACGCAGCGCAUCGCAUCGCACCGCACCGCAGCUCCGUGGACGUGGAUGCGUGUGUCUGUCGGUGUUUCCCACGGAGCCGCGGCGCGCGCACCCUGAACACUGACACACUGACACACACACACACACACACACACACACACACUGCCACACUGACGCUCCGUUACACUGACACCCAGACAGCCGGCAGAAAAGGAGCUCGACAGGACCCGCCAGUGAUGCGCGUGCACCGUGAUCUUACGCGGUAUUGACACCGACGCCGAGACUGAUAUCGACGUCAAUAUGGAUGUUGCGGGAGCUCGUCUGGAUUUGCAGCGCAAAUUCCACUGAAUUCGCACAAAUUCCACUUUGUUGUGACUCGUGCGCGCGCACGGUGAUCACUCGCGGGCUCUGAUCGCACGGGAGCUCGCGGACUGCCCCCAACCCCCCCCCCCCCCGACACUCUUCCUCCAGUCCUCGGUCGGGAUGCGUGAGCUGCCCCUCUGACACCGCGGGGGGUAUUUCUACACGGAGCGACCGAGCGCUGGGCGCGUGGCGCGGGACGAUGGCGGAGGUGCCCCCCCAGGAGCACCCUUCCCCGCUGCACGUGGACAUCGACCCGGACUUCGAGCCCCAGAAGCGGCCGCGCUCGUGCACCUGGCCGCUGCCCCGACCCGAGUGUCCCGCGGGCAAAGCUGGUCCGAGCGACGCCGACGUCAUCCCCGAGGAGAAUGACGACGAGGAGGACCGCGGGGUUUCCGCGACCGUGGGCGGCGGUGGCGGCGGCGGCGGCGGCGGCGAGGGCGCGCUGGGGGGCGCGCAGGUGAGCGCGAGCGUCCCGGGGGAUGAUCCGCUGGCGGCCUCGGGCUCCCCGCCGUCCUCCUCGCGCUCCCCGCCGGGUACGGGGGGCGGCGCGAGCGGGGGCCAGCAGCCGAGGAAGUCGUCCUCGCGCAGGAACGCGUGGGGGAACCUGUCGUACGCGGACCUCAUCACGAAGGCCAUCGAGAGCGCGCCCGACAAGAGGCUCACCCUGUCGCAGAUCUACGACUGGAUGGUGCGCUCUGUCCCCUACUUCAAGGACAAGGGGGACAGUAACAGCUCGGCCGGGUGGAAGAACUCCAUCCGCCACAACCUCUCGCUCCACAGCCGCUUCAUCCGGGUCCAGAAUGAAGGCACGGGUAAGAGUUCCUGGUGGAUGAUAAACCCAGAUGGUGGCAAGGGUGGCAAGGCUCCGCGACGUCGUGCCGUCUCCAUGGACAACAGCAACAAGUACGUCAAGAGCCGUGGCCGCGCCGCCAAGAAAAAGGCUGCCCUGCAGGCUGCCCAGGAGGGGGCAGCUGAGACCCCGUCCGGUCUGUCCAAGUGGCCUAGUAGUCCCACUUCACGUAGCAGCGACGAGCUGGAUGCCUGGACCGACUUCCGCUCACGCACAAACUCAAACGCCAGCACCGUGAGCGGGCGCCUGUCGCCCAUCCUGGCUAACCCUGAGCUGGACGAGGUGCCCGACGACGAGCCGCUGCUCUCGCCCAUGCUCUACGCCAGCCCCGGCAGCCUGUCCCCCGGGGGAGUCAAGCCCUGCCCCACGGAGCUGCCCCGUCUGGCCGACAUGGCGGGCACCAUGAACUUGAACGACGGCCUGUCCGAUGGCCUCAUGGACGACCUCCUGGACAACUUGAGCCCAUCGCAGCAGCCAUCUCCAGGAAAUGGUGGCGAUGCAGCUAGCGACAGCUCUGCGGCGGGAGCCGUCAUGCAGAGGAGCUCCAGCUUCACGUACGGCACCAAGGGCAAUAGUCUGGGCUCACCAUCCUCUAGUGGCUUUGCCAAUUCCAUCUUUGGGUCAACGCCAGCCUCAACACUGGCUGGCCUGCGACCUCCACCCAUGCAGACCAUCCAAGAAAACAAACAGACCUCCUUCUCCUGUAUCUCACACUUCGGGAACCAGACGCUGCAGGACCUGCUCAGCUCAGAGUCACACAGCCACAGCGACGUUAUGAUGACUCAGUCGGACCCGUUGAUGUCACAGGCCAGCGCUGCCGUAUCAUCCCAGAGCGCUCGCCGUAAUGUCUUGCUGCGCAGUGACCCCAUGAUGUCUUUCGCUGCCUCCCAGUCCAACCAAGGCAGCCCUGUGAGCCAUGGUAGCCUGCUCCACCACCAGAACCAGUCUCAGAACUCCCUUCUGACAGGGGGACGGGCCAAUCUGUCUGGCUCUAUCAACGGGGGCCUGGGAUUGGUCAACGAGACCAACAACCUUGCAUCCAUCAAGCACCAGCUCCAGUCACCUGGUAGCAACUCGUCUAUGCAAAUCUGCUCCUCGGACUCUCCCCUGUACUCCAGCCUGAAUGGCGGGGUGGCUCCAGGCCAGGAUCGCUUCCCCAGCGACCUGGACCUAGAUAUUUUCAACGGCAGCCUGGAGUGCGACAUGGACACCAUCAUCCGAAAUGAGCUGAUGGAUGCAGAUGGCCUGGACUUCAACUUCGACUCUCUCAUCUCCACCCAGAACGUGGUCAACCUCAACGUGGGGGGCUUUGCCAACACCAAGCAGACCUCCCAGAGCUGGGUGCCCGGCUGAAGGGAUGACGAGCUUCACCUGUGAAGCAAAGAUGGACAGCACAGACCUACUGUGAUGCGAAGACCCAGCACAUUACCCUUUGCCAAACCAGUCGUCGGCACGAUACAGAAAAUAGUUUACAGGACACAACCCACCCAGAAAAUGGAACCCGUUCCUACCAAAACCAGAACACAGAUUAAAAGACACUGGCUUUAGUUUACCUUUCUCUACAAGGGAAGUGGGGAUAAGAACUCAAGUCAAAAUUAUGCAAUCUUAUUUCAGAAAUUAAAUAAUGCAUAGAUAUUGGAAAAAUAUAGCAUUUUUAAAAAAAAAAAAGAAAAAAAAUCUUGUAGCCACUCACAGUUAAGUAGUUCCUGUAAAAAAAAUACAAACAACAAAAAUAUGUGUUAUCUAAUACAGUGGUUUCUGGGAUGUUUUCAGUGAAGUUUCCUCCUCUUUUAUCUGUGAUUUUUUUUUUUUUUUUUAAUGCUUAGCGAUUCCCUGCUGCCUCUCUGUUGCCCGUUUUUCCACAGAGUUGGUGUUAAAGACGGAUGCUGAGCACCAGGCCAACUCCAACCCUCUGUGCCACAAUGCACCCUACCGCUAAGCUGUUUUUAUUGUAUUUUUUAAAUUGCAGUCUUUAUUUUCUUUAUUUUCACUGCAAUUGGUCUUAUUCAUUUUUAACCCUCUUAUCCUAUUUUAGUAUGAAUCAUUUUAUUACCCGAAAAUCAUGUAUAAUCCAAGCAGAUUAUAAGAGGAAAAUUGUAACUAUGUGUCUGUAACUGUAUAAAAAACAAAAAACAAACAAAAAAAAAAAAAAAAAGCAGUCAGGGUUUGGUGUGGUAAAAAUGAAAUGCUCUGGUUUGGAAGGUGACUCCCAGUGAGGUGCUGGAUGUAUAUGUAGCCAAAACACGUCUUUUGCAUUGCGUUCAUUUCCACACACCAGACCAGGUGCUAAAUAAACAGUGUUCAGUUCACGUCUGUCCUUCCAGGGUGUGCGUUUUCCACUUAAAAUCGUAGUCCUCGUUUUGAAAAAGAAAUGCAUAUGUGUAUUAGCUGACAACAUGGCAGGCGGGAUCGAUAAAGCCAACUUAAUGAGACGUACUGAUAAGCUAUCAUGUAUAUUGCCAAACAACUUGAACGCGUAGGAGAUGUUGGUAGUCACAGCAAGCAAAUAUGUAUUUAAAAAGCGUUACAAUGAGUGAAGCUUAGCCGAUCACUGUUUUUUAAAUAUGCAAAUGAAGUGCUGCUCAGGGGUGAGAAGGAGGGCCGCCGCCGGCUGGAUUUCAUGGCACGGCGAUACCAUAAGCUACGGUCUCCCAGGAGGAGAGAGCAUCUUCUGACCUUUUCACUGGGCUCUAGCGUUCCUCACCGGACAAGCACACACUCGAGCUCACUGGAAGUCUCCACGUCACUGCUUCGACUCUCCACGUUCGCACGUGUCUGUGCAUCUUUGUGCACAUGGUUGCAUUCACUGUGUAAUACAGACGUUCUUUCGUAGGCAUUCAGCACAUGUCCUUGUUUUGUAGCUUGAACGUGGAUGAAAAAAACAGACCUUCACCCAAACAUGAGGUAUGAAUGAUAAAUGUUUCAGUUAUAAUAGGAAAAAAUUUCUUUUAAUGUCACAUCUUGGUCCUCCUUCUCGGGGUAAAUAGUGGAGGUUUUUGUUUUUGUAGUGUGUUGUAACACGUGCCGUGUUUUACCGUGAAUCAGGGGCGGGUGAACGUGUGCAACUGAAGGCUGUAAAAUCUUGCGCGAUUGGCUGUUUUCGUGCUCCGGCCAUAACCUCGCCCCUAGGCCCCGCUCCAAGUUGCAGGACCAUGACCCGCCGCCCCUGAUCCGCCGCUCGUCCCACUGUACCGUUCACACAUGGGCAGAAUAAACAGGAGCUGGUCUGCGUAUGGCACUCGGACAGUCGCUGCGACCUAUUGUCUGCACCUCGUCCUGAGGUUCAGUCAUAGCUUCUCAAACCUGCAAAUGUGGAUGAGCCUGGAAAACACAGGUUAGGUGAAGUCAAGGGAUUUUUCUAAAGUUGACCAAGCUAAGGACAUACCGCAGCAUACGCCAACAGGGUGAGUGACCAGGCAGACCCGUUUACCGAAGGUGGCUCCUGUAUUGGAUGUCCUACACCCCAAAUGAGCCGACUUCAGGUGCAGAGUCAGUAGCCGCUCAGGAAGCAGGGGAGAGAGCUGACCACAGGCUGGCAGUGAAUCAUUCUUUGUGUGUGUACACAUGCACUUCAUUAAAAGGCUGGAAUUACCAGUUCAAGUUUGGCAGCACUGCCAUUCAGAGACCUGCCUGCCAGCAUCGCACGACUGGCCGCCUUGCUGUCGAGGAGCUGCGGCCUGAACGUGAGCCCUCUCCGAUUUCGAGUCAGAUGAUUCAAAUAGGUAGGGCAAGAACUGGAAAUUAAGGUAUUAAGAAAAGAAAGGAAUACAAAGAAGUAAGUUUCAGAAAAAUUAACUUGAUCCAAAUGCAAUACGCUUCUUGAGAAAUCUCACGGCCGCACCAGGUGCUCACCAGUGGUUCCCAACUGUACAUUUUGAGUUUGGGACACAUUAACUUCAGGAUGGUGUACAACUACGAGUAAAAAUCCAGACCACAGAACUCAAAUGUUGUUCUGAAACCUUUCUCCUGUGUUAGAUCUCCUCUAGUAUCUGCUUCUCUUCUUGAUGUUAGUAUUUUCUGGUGUAUUCCAUUUUGAGCUGUAAUCUAGUUUGUAUAAGAAAUGGUUGGCAUGUAAAUAAAGCUCAGUGAAGCUCAGCCCUG
Scleropages formosus (Asian bonytongue) is the source of this 5675-nucleotide messenger RNA. It is a transcript of the gene foxo3b, whose product is annotated as forkhead box O3b. Gene Ontology annotation, biological process: regulation of transcription by RNA polymerase II. The coding region runs from base 924 to 2927 and encodes 667 amino acids. Gene Ontology annotation, molecular function: DNA-binding transcription factor activity, RNA polymerase II-specific; RNA polymerase II cis-regulatory region sequence-specific DNA binding. The record is from RefSeq and is a predicted model, not a curated record. Gene Ontology annotation, cellular component: nucleus; mitochondrial matrix. The transcript is spliced from 3 exons. Lineage: Eukaryota; Metazoa; Chordata; Actinopteri; Osteoglossiformes; Osteoglossidae.